This is a messenger RNA of Schistosoma haematobium, 1047 nucleotides long. RefSeq lists its product as uncharacterized. The record is from RefSeq and is a predicted model, not a curated record. The transcript has 5 exons. The coding region runs from base 1 to 1047 and encodes 348 amino acids. Lineage: Eukaryota; Metazoa; Platyhelminthes; Trematoda; Strigeidida; Schistosomatidae.
AUGCGCAACACUGCCAUCCUUUCAGUGGAUAUCCAGUUAAGUGAUAGUAAAAGUGUUGAAAAUGGGACUGUCUGGUUGCUGCAAUUCACUGGUCGAUUCAAUAAUAUUACAAAACUCACCAACUUAUCUGUAACUUGUGUAAGAACUGGCUUGGAAAAACCUUCAAUUAAAGUUAUACCAUCUCAAUUAUCACUGGUUGCAUCCAAUGAUUGCCCUGAUCGGGAUGAAGUUUAUCUUCAAACUAUGGUUCAAAUGAUGAACGGUACCGGAUUGGAAUGCGAAAGACAGUCAAUAAUAUUCUAUCUCAGUCCACAGAUACAGUCAAUUGACGUAUUUAAUAAAACGGGGAAUACAGAUGAUAUAACAUUGAAAACUGCUUUAAAUCCAGUAUCCAAAUCGGUUCAGUUCACAGUAAGCUUAUGCGUUUUGUUGCAUAUUGAAGUUAAAUCACAAAAUUUCACAGAUUCGAAUAUGGUAAACGUAAACUGUAUUAAACGAAAGGAACAUCCAUGUGAUUUACCUCAUUACAAGGCAUUGCGGAAUCCUGCUGUGCCGUUGCCUAGUCGUCAGUCAGAUACAUUCUUAAAUGUUCGUGAUCGUCUGUUUUAUUGUGGACGUGCAUUUAAUAUGAAGGGGUCAUUCGAUUUGGAGAAACGUUGCUUUAUGAUUAGCAAAUUACCUGACAGAAUAUGGAUCGACAUGGGACCAUUUGUUGAACAGAUUAUAGCGUACACAAAUCCACUUGGCAUAUUGUUCGGUUUGGGAGCAAAUGGUGGAGGUGUAAUGAUGAGUAAGAACUUUGGAAAAACAUGGAUUUCAAUCAACUCAUUCAUGUAUCAAAACACUUUGAAUACGUCAACUGAAAUCAUUACAGCAAGUGUCGUACCAUGGAUUUCAUCAACUGGAUCAAUUGACAAUACACUGUUUGAGUCAUUUUGCAAGAUGCGAGUGGCUGAACAAUGGAAUGUUUGCAUCAACCAAAUCUAUGCCAACCAAAUGCUGUUAGCUAAUUGGACUUACACAUGUCCGAAAAUCAAGCUGUUUUAA